AUGGCAAAGCAUUCUAAGGACGUCAAGAUUCAUCAAAGUCCUAAUUCUCAAAGGCAAGAUUCAUCACCCUCUAUAUCUGAUUCAUCAGAUGGUGUAGGUCACUUCUCUGACUUAGACGAUAACUCAGAUGCUGGUAUUCUUUCAAACAGUUCAUCGUCUAAUCCAUCCCAUUAUGCUUCUUCCGAAACAUUAUCGACAACUGAGGAUUCAUGGUCGGUUAUAGUGGGUGAUGAAGGAGUUUCAGACGCGGAACAUGAUCAAGAGGUUGGUACGCAGACUUUUGUUAAUGGUGAAAUUUCAGCCGUGAGUUCGAAUGGUGAUUUUCGUGGAGUUAAGCCAUCGUCAGAUGAUCUUUUGGAAACUCCAAGAGGCUCAAUACAGACGUUAAAAGGUGAAGGAGUUUCAUCUUCUUCUGCUUAUACUGAGAGAGCAUUCAUUGCUUCCAUUGAUCGCAACAAGAUUGAUGUGACUGAGUAUACGUGUGCAACAGAACUGAAAUUUGAUUUGUGGGAAUCUGUGAGAGAAAACUCCGAGUAUUGUGUGAGCGAGUUUUUGAAGAUGCUGAUAUAUGUCAGGAAGUACUUGCAGGCACAUCGGGCAAUUUCAUUUUCUAUGGCAAUUUUUGCCAUCAUCUGUGUUAUAGGAAGAGCAGUGUACAUGUUUGAUGAUUACUUAUGGAAAAAUAGUAUUUUAAACAAGUCUCUUCCUGUAAACUACAUUGCUGAUCACCCUAAUUAUAAGGCGCUUUAUGAGAAGGUAUGUGACAAUACGCAGGAGAAUUUACACAAUGAGCUUACCCACUGCAUUGCGGACUUUUUUUCUACUCAUCCGCAGGCAAAUAAUUAUCGUGAAUGUUUUGACAGGUAUGAACAAGGGUUGGGGCAAGAUGCAGAGUUUUGUGGUUUUGAUGUGGAUAAGCUACUAAGAAAGGAAAUGUGGAAAUAUUACGGAUCGUCUUUUCAGCAAUCACGUGAGCUUUUCCAGAUUGCAACCUCGAAACUUUUUAAGGGAUUUGUUUCGUGGAGUGUAAGCAGUACACAAGCUCUGGGUAAAAAAACGGUUACAUCAUACACUAAGGUGCGGAAUUUGAUACAAAAGGAUGGCACCGAAGAAGCUAGACAUUUGUACAACCGAUAUUAUGAACUUCAGAUCCAGUUAAUUAAUAACUGGAGCAAGUUGUAUAAUGCUUCCAAAGCAAGAACUGUGAAGAUAUACAAUGGCCGUAUUGUUCCGAUGAUUAAUGCAGGAUUAUCCGGUUGUGAAAGCAUAUACCUGAAUCAAUUGAUACCAUUAAAUAAAACUUUUCGAAAGUUUUAUGAUCAAAAGAUUGUGCCCACAGCUAGAGAAUCGUAUUCUAGGAUAAAAUCCUUCCCUUUCCGAAAGCAUGCUGAUGAACUUCAUCAAGAAGUUUUGCGCCUGAACAAAACAAUUGGCAGCUUUUUGAAUAGGAAGGUGAAAGAUAUCGAGAAGGCAGUCAGCAAUAUAUUAGCGACGGUAUAA
Molecule: messenger RNA, 1500 nt
Organism: Brettanomyces bruxellensis
Lineage: Eukaryota; Fungi; Ascomycota; Pichiomycetes; Pichiales; Pichiaceae
Exons: 1
Coding region: 1-1500 (499 amino acids)
Source: RefSeq, a predicted model, not a curated record